Messenger RNA from Atta colombica, 1149 nucleotides. RefSeq names its product serpin B3-like. The record is from RefSeq and is a predicted model, not a curated record. The transcript is spliced from 3 exons. Gene Ontology annotation, molecular function: serine-type endopeptidase inhibitor activity. Bases 1 to 1149 code for a protein of 382 amino acids. NCBI's taxonomy places the organism in Eukaryota, Metazoa, Arthropoda, Insecta, Hymenoptera, Formicidae.
AUGUUAGCAGAGGCUCGUUUUAAAUUCGCCCUUGAUUGCCUGAAGAAGUGUAUCAUGAUGAAGCCAAAAAAUAAUAUUUUUUUUAGCCCGCAUCUCUUAUAUCAUACUCUACUCUUGGUAUAUUUCGGUUCUCUCUACGAUUUGGAAUUUACUCUUAGGCAGAUUCUCCAUAUUCCUGAUAACAUAUCAAAACAGACUAUUGAAGAAUAUUAUACCAAUGGAGGAGUCAAUAAUUUUUGUUACAUAGAAAAUGGACCCGAGAACUCCUAUACGUGUCGAAUUUAUUAUAAAAUUAUAAUUGAUAUUUCAAAAGGGUUGUUUAUCGAGACAUUGAACUUACAUUCAGCUACUAAUUCUGUGAAGGAAUGCAAUUUUAAUAUGCGUCCCGAUCUCGUAAGGGAUUUCAUCAAUAAUAUUGUUACGUGCACGACGCAAAGGUGCAUACAAAAUUUGCUACCACCGAACAGUAUCGAUAAAAAUACUGAAAUAAUCAUAUUGAAUACGAUCUACUUUAAGGGUCAAUUUGACGAAAAUUAUAAUAAUUUUGAUACCCAAAAUCAAUCCAAGGAUAUGCUUUUAGCCAAACACUACAAAUCUGAGCAGUUAGACGUAUUUAUUACAGAGCUGCCUUGCAAAGAAAAGAAGAUAUCAACGUUUCUCUUGUAUCCAUCAAACCAGUCGGAGUUGGACGAAAAUAUUUUAAUAGAGAUUCAAAAACUGAUCAAAUUGAUAGAACAACUAACGACUGAAGAAGGAUUUCGAGAACUUCGUAAAUUGCUGGAUGAUGGGAUACAAGAAAUGGUGUUUCCAAUUGUAAUCAACAAUCUCACGUUCGAGUAUAACCUGCCAAUAUAUAAACUAUUAGACAUGCUGGGCAUUCCAGAUUUUACGCCCGAUUUAUGUACGGCCCAACUACAUGAUUAUAGUUCUGACAGCAUGAAACUAGGCGACAUCGUGCAUCGUGUCAAUGUUAACCUGACGAAUAAUAAUAUCACGGCGACCGCGAGUAACGUAUUGUUCACUUACAAUGCUUGUAAACACACGCAAAAAAUCCCCGAGACUGUGAAUGCUAUGUUCCCGUGUAUCUGCUUGAUUUACGAUAGAUCACAUCGCAACAUCCUUUUCUGUGGCAUGUUAUGGGAAAACUAA